CAAUGGAACUCUCCUGUCACAAUUUUGUCAACAAAACUUGCUGCACCAGAUGUUACUCUAUCAGAUAACAGCGACACGUCAACCUUGGUUACUGGUCCCUGAGUGAAAUUCAGUACCCUUUUCAUUGCUUUAAAAUUAGACCUAUCGAUAUUUCUUAUUAUUGCUCAAUAACACGCAUGAAAAUGCUAAAUCUAAAGUAAUGGUGCAUUUUUUUAUAUUUCGUAAUGAUUGCAGUUAGCAUUGAUUUACAGAUAUGAGAUUUUUAUGUAAUUCAAUAACAAUGCCUUGACAAUUUGACAUUCAUAACAUAAUGUCUGAAAGUGAGAGUGAAGUCGCCCAAGAAAGGUUUAUGUCAGUGCCGAUGGGGUCAAAAUCUAGAGACAAUUACAGACAUGGAAUAUUAGAAAGUCUAGACCUAAAUUCUGAAAGUAUAGACGAUAGUUUAUUCAGUUUGUCAGAGCAACGCAGUUCUAUUGUAGAUGAUUUGCUUUUUGAAAUAUAUGAUAGAUGGCAUGAUGCACGACAUGACAGUUUUGAGAGUGACACUUUCACAGAAUGCUCAAGUACAUCAGACAUUUUUCCAUGGAGGAAAAACUCGAUACAUUUAGACAUAGCAGCCAAACAUUCUGGAAAGCUGAAUCGCUCAACCUUGGAGUCGCAAAGUUUAGGGCAGGUCAAGAAAAUGGUUUCAGAACUACAAUACAGAAAUAAUUGCAUGUCUACUAGAUUAGUAAGACAAUUGAAGCGGCGUGAAAGAAGACUGGCAAAACUUCAACAUAACUUUGACAUUGUAACUGCUAUUAUACAAGCCUCAUCACAGAAAAGAAGGAUAGACACAAGGAUGAAAUUUAGUAUAGAACCACCACCUGGUGACAGUGCCUUUGAACAGUGGAAAGAUGCCAUGAAGGCUGUGGCAAGGCUACCUAUGGGUAUACCAGACAGCUUUCGUAAAAAGGUAUGGUUAAGUUUAGCAGACAAUCAUAUAAGAGAACAGAGAGUUGACUGGCAGAAGACAAUGAGAUUUGUCUUCAAUGAAAAAAGUAAUCCAGAUGACAAUAAUUUAGGUCAUCAAAUUGUCAAGGAUUUACACAGAACUGGCUGCAGUGGUUUCAGUGGUCAUGAAAAUGAAGAAGACAGAGCAUCAUUGAAGCGUGUCUUACUGGGCUUUGCUCGUUGGAAUAAAUCCAUCGGUUAUUGUCAGGGUUUUAAUGUUAUUGCAGCAUUGUUAUUAGAUGUGACUGAGAGAAGGGAAGAUGAUGCACUGAAGGUGAUGAUCUACAUCAUAGACCAUGUUUUGCCUGAGAGUUAUUAUGUCAACAACCUGCGAGCGUUGUCUGUAGACAUGGCAGUGUUCAGAGAUCUGCUGAGGAUCACCUAUCCUAAGUUGUCACGUCAUCUUGACAUGUUACAGAAUGCUGCUCAAGAUAAUACUACUGGUGCCUGUUAUGAGCCUCCUCUUACCAAUGUUUUCACUAUGCAAUGGUUUUUGACCAUGUUUGCUACUUGUCUUCCAAAGGAAAUUGUACUCAGGGUGUGGGACUCAUUACUGUUAGAAGGAUCCAAAAUUUUACUUAGAACUGGCCUGGCAAUAUGGGGCAAACUAUCUAGGAGGAUACUUUCUGCUGGUAGUGCUGAUGACUUUUAUUCAUUGAUGGGAUCGUUAACUCAGGAUAUGAUGUCUGGUAAAAUGAUUACUGGUGACUCCCUGAUCAAGAGUAUUUACACUACAGCUGCUUUUGAUUCUCAGCUAUUAAUAGAACUUAGGGAGAAAUAUACUUACAACAUUAGACCAUUCAGUAGUUCUGCAAAUACAAACAACAACAAAAGUAGAUCUUUCCUUAGCAACAUGCUGUUACCUAGCGAUGAAGAUGAGAUUGAUGAAGAAGAUUUAGAGGCUAUAAACUGUUUCCCUGGAUUCUUUCCAGUGCCAGUAUCAGGCAGCAAGGCAAAGGGAAGUGACGGGGAGGAAAAUAAUGCUGAUAUAUCCAAAGUAGGACCAGGGGCCUACGGUGCUAGUGGUGAGACCCAACAGUUACCAUCAUCUAUCUACAUGGAGAGGAUGUGUACAGAUAUCAACUCUCUACAGAAACAGUACAAUAGACUGAAGCAGAGACAGAAUCAAGCUCAUAUCAUUAUUGCAGCGGCAUCAGCAAGUCAGCAGCAGCACCAGAAAAAGCCAAAGAUAAUUACACCAAAAAUAGAAACCCCAACGGCUCUUAAUCAUCUGUUUGUUGGCAGGAAUAAUGCCACGUCCAGGAAUAGAUGUGUCACAGCUAGUCCUCGUAUUGCGUCAGUUUACCCACAGUUGACUAAUGAUCCGCCAUCCAGGAGAAAUAGUAUUCAGAAAAACUCCAAAUUAGAGUUAGGGGUCAAAGGACAAAGUGUUAAGACUGAAAAAAAUGUUGAAUGUGAAAACAUUGUCAAAACUGAUAGAAAUAUGAAUAUUGCUCAAGAGAAUAAUGAUAUUAAAAACAUUGAUGAUAAUCAUAAUGAAAAGGAGGAUCAGGUAGGCAGACAUGAUUCUGCAGUAGCUGAGAGCUGUGAUAUAACUACAGAAUCAAAACAUAGUAAGGACGAGAAUGAACUUGAUAAUCAUAUGUAUAUUAGUGGAAAUUUGAAAAAUUCUAGCUCAAACACUCCAGUUGAUUCUUUGAUUUCGCUCAGCGUAGUAGAUGACACAAAUAAGUCUAGUCAGAAUUCACAUGUUGUUGAAAAUCAAAAUUCAGGAACAUACCAGACCGAAUCUGCAAACAGCGACACAGAAUUGAAUGAAAAUGUUAGCAAUAUCACAGACAAGUGCAAUACGUAUAACAAUGAUCCUCAUAGACACUCUUUAGUAAUUGAAGGUUCUGAAAAUGUUCAAGGAUGUUUAGAUUUGUCAAAUGAUUCUGGAUUAUUCUCAACGACCAACUCUCUCGAAAUUGAUAAUUCCCCGAAAACAAAUUCCAGUGAAUUAUCUCCCUUAAAAACAGAGAAACGAGAUGAAAGUGGUUGUAACCAUAAUGGUUCCAUUGCAUCACAUGAAUUCAUAGCUCACAGUAAAUCAAAGUCAGACAGUAGUGGAGAAAGAUCACCAUUGAACAGUGUCCAUCAUGAUUCAAAAAAGGCCUCUGUAGAACGAUCCAUCUCAGCAGAUCCCAGUGGGACAUUUGAAGCAGAGGACAAUCUGACAUCAAGGUCAAGGUCAUUUUCAACUGACCAAGCCCUGAGUGAUUAUGCCAAAAGUAAAAGCAAACCAGCAAAAAUGGAAAAGCCUUUUAAUCCAUUUCCUGUUAAACAUUUUAAUGAAAAUAGGAAGAAAAAUUGUGUUAAACUUGGUUUGUAUAAAACAUCAACUUUACAGGAAUUUGAGAGGCAAUGUAAAAGUAAAUUUUUAUGGAGUAAAUGAAUGUAUGGUUGUUAAUUCAUAUUAUGUUAUUUUUCUUGUUAUAAAUUUUCACUUGGUUAUGGAGAAUUCACAUUUGUUUUUAUUUCAUUCUCAAAAUUUGAAUGCCAAAAAAAAAUGUGGUGACUAGGAGCAUAUGAUUGGUUAAUUAAGCACUGCAAGUCUUUUGAUUAUCUCAAUUCUUAAAUAAUAACAAGGUUUGAUGUAUUAUACUGUGGAUUCAUUUAUUUUCGUGGGUACCAAUUUUCGUGGAUUGAGGAAAACUAGCAUUUUCGUGGAUAUUUGAUUUUGUUGUUUUAACAAAGUCUGCAUACAUUUCUUCAGAAAACUUGUAAUUCGUUGAACAUUUAAAUUCGUGGUUCUCCUGUACCCACGAAAUCAACGAAAAUUGGUAUCCAACGAAUAAUAAUGAAUCCGCAGUAAUUGAAAAUAUUCUUUUGUAAUUAUCAAGGUUCAACUAGAUAAAAAAAAAAACUAAAUUUGAAUCAUUGCUGUCAAAAUUAUGAAGGAAAAUGUACUUGAACCAAAAAUCUUUUAUACCAGUUUAUAUCUGUAGGUAAAAAUCUUAAAUAAUAGAAUUUAAGAAAGAACUAAAAAUGUAUUUAAAGAUUGACAAUGUUUUGAUCUGGGAAGACUAAGAAUGAUUUUCCUUUGAUACUACAAACUUUAUUAUUAUGAUUGAUUAUUUUUGUUGAGUUUCUUUCUAGUUCUAUGAAAUGUAAAUUUCUGUAUAUAUAUGCAGACAGCUCUUUAAAGAUGAUGCAGAAAAAAGAAAUCCUAUACCAACAUUCCAUAUGAAAUUUUUGAAAUCCUAAUUGUUAUUUAUUUUUGUUUAUUUUGUUAUUUUUUGUUGCAUAAUACAAAGUUUACUUUUUUGGUUAUUUUUUCAUACUUGCUUAAGGUUGUGGUUUACAUAUUUCUUUUUUUAUCACAUAUAUGUAUAUUGUAGUUUAGUUUAUUAUGUAAUAGAUUAUAAUUUAGUAUGUUGAAGUUAAACAGGCUGAUUUGAAUGUUUUAAUUUACUACAAAUUUCGUGAAAUGGGAGAUUUUUUUUACCAUUUUGACUGAAUAUUAUAUAAUUGAAUAUUUAAGUUUUGAUCAUAUGAACAACCGGGUGACUACCCCCAUUGUAUUAGAACUUAUGAAUAUAGAAGAACUGUUAAUCAUAUCUUUUACAUAUAUAUUAGAUUGCACAGUUUAAACAUGUUGAGUUUAUAGAAUUUAGAUAUUUCUCCACAUUCUUGUAAAUUAAAACAUUUAAUGAGUUUUUCUGAAUGCAUAAAUUGCAGAAGAAAUAUAAUAGUACAUGCAAACUUGUACAAUUGAAGAUCUCUUCUGUUUUUAUUACACAUUCAUGUUUGGUUUCUUUUAUAUAUACCUGUCCUCGACAGGACUUAAUUAUGGUAUACCAUAGUCUGUCCGUCCGUAUGUCAACAUGUUGUACGAUAAUUACGAAAUUUUGUUCGGUUUGUCCUUCCAGGGUUAUGGGACUUUAACCCUCAGACUUGAGGCUUUUUUCACGUCACACACUUACUUAACUUGAGUUUGCUUUUAUCAAUUUACUUAAAACUUUUUGCAGUUGUUGGGAUUGAUAAAAGAAAGCGUAUUUGUCGCUCGAUAGUUACAGGACUUUAACUGUCAGAUUUAAAGCAAUCUUUCACAUAUUGCACACUUACUAGAGUAUGCUUAGAUUGAUUUGCCCAACACUUUAUGCAGUUAUUUGGGUUGAUUAAAGGAAACUCCCUUACCAUUUUGAAUAUUUUCUGGUUUGUCUUUUUAGAGUUAUGAAACUUUAUCAGUCAGACUAUAAUUGAUUUUUCACAAGUUGUACACUAACUUGAGAAUGCUUGAAUAGAUUUACUUAAAACUUUACACAGUUGUUGGUAUUGCCUUUUAGUAAAAGUAAGAUAAGUUUUGAUUUUGAAAAUUUUCUUAAUUUUGAUUCCAGACUUAUGGGACUAACCUUCAGAUUUAAGGUUAUUUUUCACAUGUCACACACUUCUAGCUCUAGUAUGUUCAUUGUGAAUGUAGGCGCCCUUUUGAUUUUGAAAAUUUUCUGGUCUGAUAUUCCAGAGUUGUUGGACUUUUCAAGUUGUAAUUUAGGCAAUAUUUAGAUGCCUAAUGACAUCCUUAUGCAACUUUAUAAACUGCCAUUUUACUGAAUGCUGAUCAAAAAACUUCUUUAUGUUCCAUUUUAUUCUUGCAACAAUUUCUAUAUGCAAAAGAAAAGUGUAUCUUGCACUCCUGGCACAGCUAUUUAUGUUAGUAAAUAAUACAAAUUUGAAAUUGAUAUAUUUGGUCUGAAUAUGUAUCUGGUAUGAAAAAAGUCAAAGACCACAAGUUUUGUCUUGAAAUAAUUUUGUAAUUCCAUAUUGGAUAACUUUGGUUACAGUACUUUUGACAAAAAAACAAAAGUCUAUCUCUAGAACCCUCAUUUGAAGAGUAUGGCUUUUCAUAUUCUGAGUUUUACCCAAUGAAGAGUCUCAUCCACUAAGAUAUGCUGCAUUAUGACUACAAAUUUUUAACAUGCUUCAUGUAUACAAAUUUUCAUCCCUUUUUCCUGUGUGUAGUAAUGUUUUGCUCCCUGUUUUGUUUAACAACUCCUUGACAUGUUUCACAUAAUAACUCCAUGACUUCAUAUUGACAUAAUACAUGAAUUGGGUAUAGCAUGUGCAAUAAAGUAAUAUCAUUUCAUCAUAUAUUGCUCUCAUUAUUAUGUAGUUUUGACUGUAUGUAUGAAUUAAUUAAUUAUCCUAACAAAAUUGGUAUCUGUUUAAGUUCAAUCUCGGUGAAUACAUUCUAAAUCGACAAUUUGAUUAAAUAAUUCCAUCUUUAAUUUGAAUAAUUCAGAUAAGGGUUGUAAUCUUUUUUUUUGCAUACGUGUACAAGUUAUGUAAUAUGCAUAAUAGUUAUGAAGAUGUACCAAAUUGGUUGUUCUAUCGAUUUCUCUUUUAUAAUUUAGUGAAAUGACAUUUUCAAUUAAAAAUAAUUCUCAGCAACUACAGAAAAAAUAUUAUAUUUAUUUUAAAUGCUCUUAAAAAUUAAUUUUCUUUCAUUUAGAUAAAUUCAAUUGUUUUUGUUGAUGAGUAGCAGUUCACACAAAAUAAAACAUUUGCGGCAAAAAGAGGCUUCAUAUUGUAAUUUUGAGUUCCAGUGGUAUAUAAUGGGUGUAUGAUAAAACGAUUAACUCAAAUAUCAAAUUUCACUGCAAAAUAUUGAGUUGUCUCCCAUGUAAGUGAUGUCUUACAAUUUCUUAUUCUAUAUUACUUUAAAUAUGUCAAAUUUUAUGGGUCUGAAAUGUGAGUAUACCAAAAGAGAGUAUUACUGAAAUGAAAUAAAAAGUAUUUUUGUGAGAUUAUUUAUACCAUUGUUAGUUAUUUGUGUUUAAAAUUGUUGAAUUUUCAUAGUUGUGAGAAAUAGGUGCUAUUACAUAAUAUGUUAAUAACAUUCCUGGAUCUUUUGAAUUUAUCUGUGAUUUCCCCCCAGAAAUUCUAUCUUUUGUCUUAAUAAAACAUGUAUUAAAGUUA
This is a messenger RNA of Mytilus californianus (California mussel), 6912 nucleotides long. Its product is annotated as TBC1 domain family member 30-like. Gene Ontology annotation, cellular component: endoplasmic reticulum. The transcript is spliced from 11 exons. The record is from RefSeq and is a predicted model, not a curated record. NCBI's taxonomy places the organism in Eukaryota, Metazoa, Mollusca, Bivalvia, Mytilida, Mytilidae. The coding region runs from base 311 to 3388 and encodes 1025 amino acids.